Molecule: messenger RNA, 3120 nt
Organism: Sporisorium graminicola
Lineage: Eukaryota; Fungi; Basidiomycota; Ustilaginomycetes; Ustilaginales; Ustilaginaceae
Exons: 1
Coding region: 1-3120 (1039 amino acids)
Biological process (GO): tricarboxylic acid cycle
Cellular component (GO): mitochondrion; oxoglutarate dehydrogenase complex
Molecular function (GO): thiamine pyrophosphate binding; oxoglutarate dehydrogenase (succinyl-transferring) activity
Source: RefSeq, a predicted model, not a curated record
AUGCUGCGAAGCAUCACUUCGCGAUCCAUGCCCCGUGCGGCUUGGAGGGCUUCCGCUCUCCCUUCCGCCUCGGCUCGUAUCCCGACACCUAGCUCCUUGAGCGCCUCGUCCAGAUACUACCAGUCCUCCUCCAAAUCCGAACAGGCUAGUCCCGCUCCGGCGAAACCCAACGCCCCCUCUGGUUCGGACAACUUCAUUAACACCACCAACGCUUACUAUGCCGAGGAGAUGCACAAGCUCUGGAAGCAGGACCCUUCCUCCGUCCACGCCUCCUGGGAUGUCUACUUUAGCGGCCUCGCAAAGGGUCUCCCCAGCGAGCAGGCCUUCCGUGCUCCCCCGACCCUCAUGCCCCUCCCUAUGGAGGCGCCUCCCGUUGACAUGUCCAGCUUCAGCGGCUCCACCGAUGCCGUCGACGACCACCUCAAGCUCCAGCUCCUCGUCCGUGCCUACCAGGUGCGCGGCCACCGCAUCGCCCGCCUGGAUCCCCUUGGUAUCCUCGACCCUGAUCUCGACCCCAACGUACCCGAGGAGCUCAAGAUCGAGCACUACGGCUGGUCUGAGAGCGACCUCGACCGCAAGAUGCGCCUCGGUCCCGGUCUCCUCCCCAAUUUUGUCAGUAACGGCAUCCAGGAGCUCACCAUCCGCGAGAUCAUCGACGCCUGCAAGCGUAUGUACUGCGGCUCCAUCGGCAUCCAGUACGUCCACAUUCCCGACCGCGAAAAGUGCGACUGGCUCCGUCAGCGCAUCGAGACCCCGGAACCUUUCAAGUACACCGUCGAGGAGAAGCGCACCAUCCUCGACCGCUUGAUCUGGUCCGACGCAUUUGAGCGCUUCAUUGCCUCCAAAUACCCCAACGAGAAGCGUUUCGGUCUCGAGGGUGGCGAGUCGCUCAUCCCGGGUCUCAAGACCCUCAUCGACCGAUCCGUCGAGCACGGCGUCGACAGCGUCACCAUCGGCAUGCCCCACCGUGGUCGUCUCAACGUGCUCGCCAACGUCAUCCGCAGGCCCAUCGAGGGUAUCCUCCACCAGUUUGCCGCCAAGGAGGACGAUGGCGAGGGCGGAGGUGACGUCAAGUACCACCUUGGUGCCAACUACGUCCGACCCACGCCCUCCGGCAAGAAAGUGGCCCUCUCGCUCGUUGCCAACCCUUCGCAUCUCGAGGCCGAAGACCCCGUCGUUCUCGGCAAGACUCGUGCCCUCCAGGACUUUGCUAAUGACAAGGAGCACACCACCUCGAUGGCGCUCCUCAUGCACGGUGAUGCCGCCUUUGCCGGUCAGGGUGUCGUCUACGAGACCAUGGGCAUGUACAACCUGCCCAACUACGCCACGGGCGGUACCGUCCACAUUGUCGUCAACAACCAGAUUGGUUUCACCACCGACCCUCGCUUUGCCCGAUCCACCCCUUACCCUUCGGACAUUGCCAAGUCGAUCGACGCGCCCAUCUUCCACGUCAACGGCGACGACGUCGAGGCCGUCACUUUUGUCUCGCAGCUCGCCGCCGACUGGCGCGCCACGUUCAAGAAGGACGUCGUCAUCGACCUCGUCUGCUACCGAAGGCACGGACACAACGAGACUGACCAGCCCUCGUUCACCCAGCCCCGCAUGUACGCCGCCAUCGCCAAGCAGGACCCCACCCUCUCCAAGUACGCCGCGCGUCUGGUCGAGGAAGGCAGCUUCACCAAGUCCGACAUUGAAGAGCACCAGAAGUGGGUGUGGGGCAUGCUCGAGGAAGCCUUUGACAAGAGCAAGAACUACCGACCCGAGGAGCGCGAGUGGCUCUCGAGCGCCUGGGAAGGCUUCCCCUCGCCCAAGGAGCUUGCCGAGCAGAUCCUCGACCACAAGGACACCGGUGUCAAAGAGGAGACGCUCAAGCACAUUGGCAAAACCGUUUCGAGCUACCCCGAGGACUUUACUGUUCACCGCAACCUGGGCCGUAUCCUUAAGACGCGUUUGAAGACCGUCGAGGAGGGCAAGAACAUCGACAUGAGCACCGGUGAGGCGCUCGCCUUCGGUUCGCUCGCUCUCGAGGGCAAUUACGUUCGCCUGUCCGGUCAGGAUGUCGAGCGUGGUACCUUCUCGCAGCGUCACUCGGUGCUGCACGACCAGGAGAACGAGGGCACCUACACCCCGCUCCAGCACGUCGGUGAGGGCCAGGCUCCCUUCGUCGUAUGCAACUCGUCGCUGUCCGAGUUCGGGUGCAUGGGCUUCGAGCUCGGCUUCUCGCUCGUGUCGCCCCAGAACUUGACCAUCUGGGAGGCGCAGUUCGGUGACUUUGCCAACAACGCCCAGUGCAUCAUCGACCAAUUCAUCGCGUCAGGUGAGCGCAAGUGGCUGCAGCGAACCGGUCUGGUGCUCAACUUGCCCCACGGUUACGACGGUCAGGGUCCCGAGCACUCGUCGGCGCGUAUCGAGCGCUUCCUGCAGCUCUGCGAUGACCACCCCUUCAAGUUCCCCACGCCCGAGAAGAGCAACCGUCAGCACCAGGACUCGAACAUGGCCGUCGUCUACUGCACCACCCCGGCCAACUACUUCCACGUGCUGCGUCGCCAGGUGCACCGUGACUUCCGCAAGCCGCUGAUCAACUUCUUCUCCAAGUCGCUGCUGCGUCAUCCGGAGGCACGAUCCAACCUCGAGGACUUCCUUCCCGGUACUGGAUUCCAGCGAUUCAUCCCCGAGCCCCACGCUACCGAGGGCAAGGACGAGCUGGUGGCGCCCGAUCAGAUCAAGCGCCACAUUUUGACAUUCGGUCAAACUUACUUCGAACUGCUCAAGCACAGGAGGGAGAACAACAUCAAGGAUGUGGCCAUCUCGCGUAUCGAGCAGCUCUCGCCCUUGCACUACGAGGCCAUCGUGCAGGCGCUCGACAAGUACCCGAACGCCGACCUGGUCUUCUGCCAGGAGGAGCCGCUCAACAACGGUGCGUGGUCGUACCUGCAGCCUAGGUUGAGGACUGCUUGCCGACACACGGAGCACCACAAGAAGGACAUUGUCAGCCUGGCCUCGCGUCCACCAAGCAGUUCGGUCGCCACUGGAUCCAAGGUCGCGCAUAAGGCCGAAGUCGAGGCUUACCUGCGCGAUGCCUUUGACUUGGACAGGAAGGCUUCUGACGAGCACCUGUAA